AUGGAUGCCAAAUUAGCCUCCUCUCAACUACGCAUCUACAAGCAGAUGUGUCCAUUCCUAGGGCGAACCUCACCACUCAGCUUGAGGAAGAUGUCGACUCACUCAGUCAUGGGCGUCACCCGACUCAGAUUAAGAGCUCAAGCUUGUCCGGUCUUGGGCCCACUCUUGAGCUUAGAUCCAAACCCCAUCACUCAACUCAAUAAUCGACAACCCCAUCAUCGUCAUUAUGCUAAGCCUGCCAAUAUGGAUAUCGCCAUCAAAAACAUUUACAAGAAACCAAUCCAAUCUCAACAAUGUCCUUCAGCUGCCAAGGAUGAUGACUAUCAUCAUCAUCUAAUCAACAAACGAGAUGAUCACCACCAUCAUCAUCCAAACCAAGAACUCUUCGAUUACGAAAAGUUUUACAAUAACGAAUUGGAAAAGAAACACCAAGACAAGAGCUACAGAUAUUUCAAUAACAUCAAUCGAUUGGCUGCCAAGUUUCCGAUCGCACAUACGGCUGAACCGAAGGAAGAAGUCACCGUUUGGUGCAGCAAUGAUUAUCUUGGAAUGUCCAAGCAUCCGUUGGUCUUAGAAUCCAUGAAAAACACUUUAACCAAGUAUGGCGCUGGAGCUGGCGGGACUAGAAACAUAGCAGGAAAUGCAGCUCUUCAUCUUUCCUUAGAGUCCACCCUGGCAGACCUUCAUCGUAAAGAAUCCGCGCUGGUGUUCAGCAGCUGUUAUGUAGCCAAUGAUGCCACCUUAAGCACCUUGGGUUCCAAACUCCCAGGAUGUGUGAUCUUCUCGGACUCGUCUAAUCAUGCGUCGAUGAUCCAAGGGAUCAAGCAUUCACGAGCCGAAAAGGUGAUCUUCCAACACAACGAUCUAGUCGAUUUAGAAGCCAAACUAGCCAGUUAUCCUAAGGAUCGUCCCAAGAUCAUUGCCUUCGAAUCCGUCUAUUCGAUGUGUGGCUCCGUAGGCCCGAUCGAAGCCAUCUGCGAUCUGGCGGAGAAGUAUGGCGCUAUCACUUUCUUGGAUGAAGUCCAUGCAAUCGGUAUGUAUGGUCCUCGUGGUGCUGGCGUGGCUGAACAUUGCGACUUUGAAGCCCAGGCCAAAGGCGGCAAGAAAGGCAGUGUGAUGGAUCGAAUCGAUAUCAUUACUGCCACAUUGGGGAAAGCCUAUGGUGUGGUAGGAGGCUACAUUGCAGGCUCGAGCUCAUUAGUCGACAUGGUCAGAUCCUAUGCACCCGGGUUCAUCUUCACCACCUCUUUACCGCCUGCGAUCGUCUCGGGUGCUUUGACUGCGGUGAAAUAUCAGAUGAAUAAUCUCGAUGAUCGUCGUCUUCAACAAUUAAAUACGAUCGAGUUGAAGGAUAAGUUGGUCAAUCAAUUCGACCUUCCAGUCAUGAAUAAUCCUAGCCACAUCGUUCCCAUCUUGAUCGGCGAUCCGGCUAAGGCUAAAAUGGCUAGUGAUUUGCUCUUGAGCAAACAUAGUAUUUAUGUACAGUCGAUCAACUAUCCGACUGUCCCGAAAGGGGAAGAGCGUUUGAGAAUAACGCCUACGCCUGGACACACCGUCGAGCAACAAGCCAAAUUGAUCGAAGCAUUGGAUUCGAUCUGGAAGGAAUUAAAUCUCAACCGAACCGAAGAUUGGAAGAGACUGGGCGGUCGUGCGGGGGUGGGCGUGCCCGAGCCGACGGCCGGUAACCCACAACGAGAGGAACGAAUCUGGAGCGAUCAACAGUUGUGUUUGGUCGAUGGCACCCAUCCUAUCCGCAUCGGCCGUCAUCAAGAUGAUCCUCACUUGGACCCCGCCAAAGAUUAUCGCCCGAACAACCAACAGAGCUAUCUUCUCUCCCCUCAAGAUCAAGGCCCCGCCUCUUUCGAGUCUGAGCUCAAUUUCUCCCACACUUUGGAUAGAGCCCCGGCUGCUAACUCGGUCCCGGUCCAAAACUCGUUCGCUAAAGAUCAGCAAGCCGUUGUUUAA
Messenger RNA from Puccinia graminis f. sp. tritici CRL 75-36-700-3, 1965 nucleotides. RefSeq names its product 5-aminolevulinate synthase. Lineage: Eukaryota; Fungi; Basidiomycota; Pucciniomycetes; Pucciniales; Pucciniaceae. The transcript has 5 exons. The record is from RefSeq and is a predicted model, not a curated record. Gene Ontology annotation, biological process: heme biosynthetic process. Gene Ontology annotation, molecular function: 5-aminolevulinate synthase activity; pyridoxal phosphate binding. Bases 1 to 1965 code for a protein of 654 amino acids. Gene Ontology annotation, cellular component: mitochondrion.